This is a messenger RNA of Drosophila persimilis, 3294 nucleotides long. It is a transcript of the gene shaker, whose product is annotated as potassium voltage-gated channel protein Shaker. Gene Ontology annotation, molecular function: protein binding; delayed rectifier potassium channel activity. The transcript has 11 exons. The record is from RefSeq and is a predicted model, not a curated record. Gene Ontology annotation, biological process: potassium ion transmembrane transport; protein homooligomerization. Bases 1197 to 3134 code for a protein of 645 amino acids. Gene Ontology annotation, cellular component: voltage-gated potassium channel complex; membrane. NCBI's taxonomy places the organism in Eukaryota, Metazoa, Arthropoda, Insecta, Diptera, Drosophilidae.
AUGACCACGAAUAGUAAAUAGUAGAUCCUGCAAAAGUUUUGAAUACCCGGUACACGAAAGUGGAGUGGCCGUCGUCGUGGACAUGUCCUUUCUGUAUAAAGACCUAGAAAUUGGAUGCACCCCCGACCCCCCACUCAAUCGAUUCAUUGAUCUAUGCUGAACAGUAGAAGUAAUCGUAAUCUAACGGCAACUGCCAACACUGACCAUUAACCAACACUAGUGGGGCAGCAGCACCGGGUAUGAAAUAGUGGAUGCACUCGAUUAUCGGUACAAUCCUUUCGACAAAACAUUUGGCCAAGGAAAAAUGUAGCUAGACGACAAAUUAUACAAGCAAAGGCGAGAAACGAGAGCCGCAGGAGAAGGAGAGGGAGAACUUUUGCAUACAAAAUCGAAACCAAGACGAAACAAUAAUUAGAAUUAAAAUUGACAACAAAAACAAGUAAACAAAAAACAAAACAAAAGAAAAACCCCCAGAGGAGAGGAUGAAAACGCCCAUUGUGAUUCUUAAUUUUAGACAUUAGGCCAAGAGAAGCAAAAACUCAACAAAAUACAAAAUUCAAGAAGGGAAACUAUAGAGAAAGAGAAAACAUAAUCCUUCGAAUGAUAUCAAGCAAGGAAAAGGCAUGAUAGAGCCAUAUAUCGCAGGAACCGCGCAGGAUCAGGCAGUAUCAAGGGCUACGACUAAUCGCAGCAGCCUAAAAAGAGAUAGGAAAACGACCAAAGGUUGCUGCUGCCCAAGGAGCAAGAAAUAGCAUGCAAUAGCAACGCCAGCCGCCCAAAAGGACAACAACAAUUCAAAGUUCAAUUCCAUCCAAAUCGAACGGCAAGAUACGGUUGCCAAGGGUUAUUCAAUGCGGAAAGGCGUCCUAGUCGGCCUCUGAAUAACAUUUCCUCUUCUCAAGCAACAGGAAAAGGAACAGAAACUGGAACUGGAGCUGGAGACAGAAUAUUGGAACUGCCAGGUUUCUUUUUCGUUCGGAAAAGUCCACGACCCCGAUCCCGAUCCCGAUCCCGAACCCAACAUCGAUUCCGACAACAACAGCAGCAACAGACCAAUCGCGAGUGAUUCCCUUCAAAUUUUGGUGGUGUUAUUUUAUUAUUAUUUUGUUUUCGCUUCGAUCAUUUUGAUCGGAGGCUAAAGCUGCUGUCAAAGCUGCUACUACUGCCACAGUCAGAGUGCAAAGAGAGCCGCCAAGAUGACUAUGUGGCAGAGUGGCGGCAUGGGAGGCCAUGGCUCCCAGAACAAUCCAUGGAUGAAGCUGAUGGGCAUCGUGCACAAGGAGCGACGCCACACGGAAAACGUCCAGAGUCAGUCCGGCUCCAACGAGCGCAACCUUAAUCAGUCUUUGCCCAAAUUGAGCAGUCAAGACGAAGAAGGGGGGGCUGGUCAUGGCUUUGGUGGCGGACCGCAACACUUUGAACCCAUUCCUCACGAUCAUGAUUUCUGCGAGAGAGUCGUUAUAAAUGUAAGCGGGCUGAGGUUUGAGACACAACUACGUACGCUUAACCAAUUCCCGGACACGCUGCUCGGGGAUCCGGCUCGGAGAUUACGGUACUUUGACCCGCUUAGAAAUGAAUAUUUUUUUGACCGUAGUCGACCGAGCUUCGAUGCGAUUUUAUACUAUUAUCAGAGUGGUGGCCGACUACGGAGACCGGUCAAUGUCCCUUUAGACGUAUUUAGUGAAGAAAUAAAAUUUUAUGAAUUAGGUGAUCAAGCAAUUAAUAAAUUCAGAGAGGAUGAAGGCUUUAUUAAAGAGGAAGAAAGACCAUUACCGGAUAAUGAGAAACAAAGAAAAGUCUGGCUGCUCUUCGAGUAUCCAGAGAGUUCACAAGCCGCCAGAGUUGUAGCCAUAAUUAGUGUAUUUGUUAUAUUGCUAUCAAUUGUUAUAUUUUGUCUAGAAACAUUACCCGAAUUUAAGCAUUACAAGGUGUUCAAUACAACAACAAAUGGCACAAAAAUCGAGGAAGACGAGGUGCCUGACAUCACAGAUCCUUUCUUCCUUAUAGAAACGUUAUGUAUUAUUUGGUUUACAUUUGAACUAACUGUCAGGUUCCUCGCAUGUCCGAACAAAUUAAAUUUCUGCAGGGAUGUCAUGAAUGUUAUCGACAUAAUCGCCAUCAUUCCGUACUUUAUAACACUAGCGACUGUCGUUGCCGAAGAGGAGGAUACGUUAAAUCUUCCAAAAGCGCCAGUCAGUCCACAGGACAAGUCAUCGAAUCAGGCUAUGUCCUUGGCAAUAUUACGAGUGAUACGAUUAGUUCGAGUAUUUCGAAUAUUUAAGUUAUCUAGGCAUUCGAAGGGUUUACAAAUAUUAGGACGAACUCUGAAAGCCUCAAUGCGGGAAUUAGGUUUACUUAUAUUUUUCUUAUUUAUAGGCGUCGUACUCUUCUCAUCGGCGGUUUAUUUUGCGGAAGCUGGAAGCGAAAAUUCCUUCUUCAAGUCCAUACCCGAUGCAUUUUGGUGGGCGGUCGUCACCAUGACCACCGUUGGAUAUGGUGACAUGACACCCGUCGGCGUUUGGGGCAAGAUUGUGGGAUCACUGUGUGCCAUUGCUGGUGUGCUGACAAUCGCACUGCCGGUGCCGGUUAUCGUCAGUAAUUUCAAUUACUUCUAUCACCGCGAAACGGACCAGGAGGAGAUGCAGAGCCAGAACUUUAAUCAUGUCACUAGUUGUCCAUAUUUGCCAGGUACACUAGUAGGUCAACACAUGAAGAAAUCGUCGUUGUCCGAGUCCUCAUCGGAUAUGAUGGAUUUGGAUGAUGGUGUCGAGUCGACGCCGGGAUUAACUGACACACAUCCUGGACGUAGUGCAGCUCAGUUUAUGGGUGACCAGCAGCAGCAGCAACAGCAGCAGCCAGCAUCAUCGACUUCGAUGUCGAUGUCGCUCGAUAAGCAGCUCCAGCAUCCCCUGCAGCAGCACCCACUGCAGCACCCACUACAGCAGCAGCCGUACCAGCCGCAGCCGCAACAGCAGCAGCAUCAGCAGAACGGCUUCAAGCAGCAGUCCACAAUAAGCACGAGCGCGGCGGCAACAACGAGUAGCGCCAGCGCCAGCGGCAGUGGCAGCGGCGCCACCACCCUCACCAUGAGGCACAAUAAUGCCCUGGCCGUUAGUAUCGAGACCGAUGUUUGACUACUGGGUAAGUGUUGGUUAACUCGCUUUCGCACACUCCUCUCACUCUCUAUCUGUCUCCCUCCCUCGCUCGCUCGAUCGCUGCCCCUCUCUCUCUCACACUCAUCCCAGCUCCAUUCCCCUGUUCCCGGCCCCAUCACUAUCUCCCACCUUCCAUCUC